AUGUCGCAUCACGGACAAAAGGUCACCACCGACCCCGAAUCAACCCGCAACCCCAUCUACGAGGGCGUAGGCACAGUCACCUCCGACUCCCUCGCCGCCGAGUCCCUCAAAGGCUCAGGCGACUUCGGCGCCGGCAACCCCAAAGCCGGCGCCUCCAAGCAGCCCUCCGCCUCCUCUAACACCAACAAUACCGACACAUCUAAUGCUACGAGGCUUGACCCCGCCGUCGAUGCACACGCCCGCGAAGCCCAAGACGGCUGGAGCGAAGAACAAUCCCUCAAAGCCGGCAAAGGCCUCGGCAAGGAAUCUGGCGUAGGCCCCACCUACAACACCAUCGGCUCGUCCGUCAACAGCGCUGGCGACCACAUUGGCGUGUCGACCGGCGCCCAAGUCGGCUUCGAUGGUGUUCAAGGCAACGUCGCGCCUGAAGCAGCGUACUCGCACCCGCACCAGCUUGGAGGUCCCAAGGGCGCGAAUCUAACCGAAGACCCGAAUUUGCAUGGCAAGACGGUAUUUGGCAAGAUUGGCACGAAGAAUGAUCCCGGAAGGGUCGCCGAGCAGGAGUUUGCGAAGAGGGCGGCAGCACAGAGUGGAGGCGGGGAUAGGGGAGAUUUGGCGCAGGGUGGGGAUUCGAAGUUCAGUAGUUUGGAUAGGGAGGAGAGGAGUGCUUAG
Molecule: messenger RNA, 672 nt
Organism: Parastagonospora nodorum SN15
Lineage: Eukaryota; Fungi; Ascomycota; Dothideomycetes; Pleosporales; Phaeosphaeriaceae
Exons: 2
Coding region: 1-672 (223 amino acids)
Source: RefSeq, a predicted model, not a curated record